Messenger RNA from Fusarium pseudograminearum CS3096, 1956 nucleotides. RefSeq lists its product as uncharacterized. The record is from RefSeq and is a predicted model, not a curated record. Bases 1 to 1956 code for a protein of 651 amino acids. NCBI's taxonomy places the organism in Eukaryota, Fungi, Ascomycota, Sordariomycetes, Hypocreales, Nectriaceae. Gene Ontology annotation, molecular function: protein binding. The transcript has a single exon. Gene Ontology annotation, biological process: maturation of SSU-rRNA from tricistronic rRNA transcript (SSU-rRNA, 5.8S rRNA, LSU-rRNA). Gene Ontology annotation, cellular component: small-subunit processome; 90S preribosome; nucleolus.
AUGAAGUUGUCAAACCCGGGCACCGUUCCCGUAUACACAAUCUCGGGCGCAUCUUCAGCCCGACCUCUUCCCGACUGGCUUGCGCGACGCAGAAAGCGAAGUUUGAAGGAUGAUGCCGAAUACCAGAAUCGUGUCGAGCUCCUCCAGGAUUUCGAGUUCGAGGAGGCCAGCAACUGCAUUCGAGUCAGUGACGAUGGCGGCUGGAUCAUGAGCACUGGCACAUACAAGCCGCAGAUUCAUGUUCACAACUUAUCUCAGCUGUCGCUGUCUUUCGCCCGUCACACCAACGCCCUCAACCAUUCCUUUGAGCUUCUGUCGUCCGAUUACUCCAAGUCCAUACAUCUACAAACCGAUCGCCGCCUCGAAUUUCACACUCCCAUGGGCUGCCACUAUGAAGUUCGUCUUCCAAGAUACGGCCGAGCCCUUGUCUAUGACCGACAGUCCACCGAGGCUCUUGUACCAUCCGUCGGCCUCGAUGGUGAUGGCAAGGGUGAAGUAUUUCGUAUGAACCUUGAGUUGGGACGUUUCAUGAAGUCAUACCAGGUCGAUGUUGGUGGCGACGACGAAUUGACUGGCGGUGGUCUACAAGGAGGAAUUGGAGUCGGUAGUGUCAACACUGCGGCCAUUGCAACAAACACCCACAAUCUACUUGCUUUCGGAACUUCGAUAGGAACUGUUGAGUUCUGGGAUCCUCGAUCCAAGUCCAGAGUUGCCAUGUUGGGCGGCCAUGACGGUGAAGUCACAGCACUUGACUUCAGUCCUACAGGUCUUUCCAUCGUCACUGGCUCGUCGACCGGCAUGAUGCAGAUUUUUGAUCUCCGACGACCUGUACCUCUCAUGAAGAAGGAUCAGGGUUAUGGAUUCGCAGUGCAAAAGCUUAUACACAUGACAACGGCAUCACAAGAAAAGAAAAUCCUGUCGGCUGAUAAGCGCAUCAUUAAGCUGUGGGAUGAGCAGACAGGAGACCCAUGGACGUCCGUGGAACCUAUUGUGGACAUCAACGACGUUGCUUGGUGUAAAGACACUGGUAUGAUCAUGACAGCCAACGAAGGCAAGCAGCAGCACGCAUUCUUCGUUCCUCAACUUGGUCCCGCGCCCAAGUGGUGCGCGUUCUUGGACAACAUGGUCGAAGAGAUGGCCGAGGAGGUGCGCACCGAAACAUACGACAACUACAAGUUCUUGACACUUCCCGAAUUGAAGCAACUGAGCUUGUCUCACCUUGUUGGAAAGACCAACCUGCUCCGACCUUACAUGCACGGUUACUUUGUGGCCUCCAAGCUGUACGAGCAGGCUAGGUUGAUUGCCAACCCGUAUGUCUGGGAGGAAGAGAGAACGAAGCGUAUCAAGGAUAAGGUUGAGAAGGAGCGCGCAAGCAGAAUCAGAGGCACCAAGAAGGUCAAGGUCAACCAGAAGUUGGUCGACAAGCUUCUCAAGAAGCAGGAGAACAGAGAAGAAGUCGAUACCAAGGCUGGUGUUCUUGGCGAUGACCGUUUCAACAAGAUGUUCGAGGAUGAAGCCUUCCAGGUCGACGAGAAUACUGGAGAAUUCCGCGCCCUCAACCCAAGCACUAUGGUUGAGCAGGCCACUCAACCCAAGGGCCCCACGCGCUACCAAGCCAAGGACUCCGAUGACGAUCAGUCCAGCGAUGAGGAUAUGGAUAAGCCUGUCGCCGCACCCAAGAAGAAGACCAAGGACGAAGAUGUUGUCAUGCGUGUUUCAUCAACCAGCAACCAGGGACGAGCCGUCAGGGACACAGCGCUUGGCUCAAGACAACAGAAGUUCGGGCGCGUCAACAAAGCCCAUGGUGAAGUUGUCGGUGAACGACAAGUCUCGUUUAUCCCUGAGUCAAGGAGGAAACAAAAGGAACGAGAGGAUGAGUUGCCUGCCGAACCCAGAGAUAAGCGAACUGGAGCUGCUCGACGAAGUGCCAGCGGUAAUACAUUUAGACGGAUCUAA